AUGACGGUAUAUCCCCGAGCAUCUCCAUUUUCACAACCUCACCAACUUUAUCCUGAUCUUGAAACAUCCGGCUCCCCAGCGGCGACCCAGCACGCCGCUGAUCUCGAGGCCGUCGUAUCGAGGUUAUGGACCUUGACUACGCCCUCGAGCGCUAAUAUCCAUCCUCUCUACCAACAAAACGUCCUCGGACGAGAGAUCGUUGUAACCGAAGAUCCGCGCCUUCACUUGUUAUGGAUCAAUAAUCGCAUUUUCAUCAAGCCGCUCCCUCCUUAUCUUUUGUCGCACUCGUUCUGGACACAUGUAUUUCCACCUCAACCGUCGCUACUUACUGCGCAAUUGCCCGUGCGACGUGCCGCCAUUGGCUUCUUGCGGACGUAUCGCUACCUCAUCCAGUACGAGUCUGAUCUCUGGAUUGCGCAGCAAGAGCAUCUGCGACUGGUCCCCAUCAAGCUCAACUGGACGGAGAUGUCUACUUUCUUAGCUGAUCUCGAAAGUAUUGAAGAUCGGGAUGCUUCGGCUCGAUAUCAAUAUGGAGAGCUUCGUCUAUCCCGACUUAACCUCUACGCUCCCCUUUUGUUCGGCCGGCUCUCCUAUGAACAUAUCCCUAUGCAAUACGGGGAGUACUUUGCACGGCUCUAUGGGCCGAUCUUGUUUAUCUUUGCCGUGGUGACGACCAUUCUGAAUGCAAUGCAGGUGGCUCUCGCUGCCGAUCCGGGCCGGCCAUCGUCGAGCUACUUAUGGCAGAUAUUCUACUGGUUUGCUACCAUGAUAUUAGUCACGACAGUUAUGGUCGGGUGUUCUUUGGUAGCGCUCUGGCUCGGCAUGAUCGCAAAUGAGUGGAGGUUUUCACUGAGAAACCGACAUAAGGCUCAGGAAUGA
Messenger RNA from Fonsecaea monophora, 879 nucleotides. RefSeq lists its product as hypothetical. The coding region runs from base 1 to 879 and encodes 292 amino acids. The transcript has 2 exons. The record is from RefSeq and is a predicted model, not a curated record. Lineage: Eukaryota; Fungi; Ascomycota; Eurotiomycetes; Chaetothyriales; Herpotrichiellaceae.